This is a messenger RNA of Aphis gossypii (cotton aphid), 2009 nucleotides long. Its product is annotated as protein spinster homolog 1. The transcript has 11 exons. Bases 440 to 2005 code for a protein of 521 amino acids. Gene Ontology annotation, molecular function: transmembrane transporter activity. The record is from RefSeq and is a predicted model, not a curated record. Gene Ontology annotation, cellular component: membrane. Gene Ontology annotation, biological process: transmembrane transport. NCBI's taxonomy places the organism in Eukaryota, Metazoa, Arthropoda, Insecta, Hemiptera, Aphididae.
CCCGAACAUCCCAACGGUCACCAGUAUCCGACGGACCGUUGCCGCCGUUUGGCGAUUUUCUGCGAGAUUUUUAAGUUUUGUUUUUACGCUGUGUGUUUAUUUCGUUUUUUACAACCCUAUAUCCGGGCCAUAGUAGUAUUCGAUAAUAAUAAUUUUCUCGUAUUUCGAUUUCUUCGAAUUUCCGAACCAACGUUUUUUUUACAAACCGCCACUGUAGUUCGAAGAACGAAUACUUUGUCGAAUAUUACACAUCGUACACCGUACAUAUAGGAGUUCGCGGGUUAUUCAGCAUCACGCCGAUUGACCGUAAACAACGAACAUUACGUUGCUAUAAAAACACAGUUGCAGAACGUCCAAUCGCGGGCAACAGCACCAAAAGUCGACGAGACUACGAAGUAUCAUUAAAGUUUAAAAGGGAAUAUCAUAUCAAUCUAUCGAGAUGCAUUCCUACAUCAAAAAAUUGGGUUUCCUGUACAAGACGUACGUGCUCACGAUCCUCACAUUGGGUUACUUGACAUCUGAAAUGGGACAUUUCUUGAUCGGAGUAACCAGCAAGGCGACGGCUCGAGACGUACAUUACGGAGACAUCAAAUGUCAACUUCUGGAACACUUGGCCGAUUCGACCGUGUUCAACUACACUUUACACGAACGCUGCGAUACGUCACCCGACCAGAGAUCGUGCGAGUUGUUAGUCCUGGAAGACGGUUCACCGUUCUGCGAAUGGAACUACAACGGACUCGGUUUCCAAUAUCAACUAUUGGCGGGACCGGCGUUCAUCGCCGUCUACUCCAUCGUAGGCGUAUUCUUCGGAAUGGCUGCAGACAAAUUCAACAGAGUACGACUUCUGUCUCUGUGCACGUUGAUCAGUGCCGCGGCUAUCGGACUCAUUGGUAUGGCUACCAGCUACUGGCAUCUGAUACUUCUCAGAAUCAUGCUUGCUGUUGGCGAGGCCGGUACCAAUCCCUUGUCCACGGGAAUACUGUCCGAUUUGUUUUCAGAGGAAAAACGAGGUUUAGUCAUGGCGAUCUUUAACUGGGGAAUUUACGCUGGUAUUGGUUUGGCUUUUCCAGUCGGCCGAUACGUUACUGAAAUGAACGUUGGUGGUUUGGGAUGGAGAGUGCCAUACUAUGUCAGUGGAAUGAUUGGAUUGAUCGUAGCAGCUUUAGCUAUCACCACAAUGACUGAACCUAAGAGACAAGCAAUCAGCGAAGAAGCCGAUAAUGAUAACAAUGAAACAUCGAAACCUCGUUCCGCAGUACAAAACACUACUUCUACACCGACUGAAAGUUCCGAGAAAACCUCCAUCUGGAAGGUCCUUUUCCAACCAAAAAUUUUAAUUUUGUGCAUUGCAGCUUCUAUCAGACACACUGGAGGAUUCUGUUUCGCUUACAACGCUGACCUGUUUUACCGUGACAUCUUCCCGGGUUACGAUUUGGGUUGGUCUUUGUUCGUCGUCACAUUCUUGGUCGGUAGCGUUGGUGUUGUAAUCGGUGGAGUUACUUCCGACAGUAUUGUGAAGAAAUACGGAAUAAGAUCUAGAGUAGCUGUGCUAGCUAUAAGUCAGUUGAUCGCUACACCUUUUGCAUACGGAAGCAUUUACUUAGGACCAACCGGUGCCAUGGUGACACUCGCCAUAUCUUACUUAUUCGCCGAAAUGUGGUUCGGUAUCUUGUUUGCCAUACUCGUCGAGUCUGUACCGAUGUCUGUCCGAUCAACAACUGUUGGUGCAUUCCUGUUUUGGAUGAACAACUUCGGUGGUAAUGUUCCAAUGUUUGUGGAACCCGUCAGAAAAGCAUACGACUACAAAACAGCUUUGGCUAUUUUCUACGCCGGUUUCUACUUAUUGAGUUCAUUGAUGUUUGGUACGACUGUAUUAUUCAUGGGAAAGAAAAAAUCGAAGAACACUAAUGUUCACACAUUAGCUGGUAUCGAAAAUGGAGGCUUCAAGAAUACUGAAUUGGAAAAUGGUCUUAAAGGUUAUCCAAGCCUAGAAAACCAUCUUUAAAAAG